Molecule: messenger RNA, 950 nt
Organism: Moneuplotes crassus
Lineage: Eukaryota; Ciliophora; Spirotrichea; Euplotida; Euplotidae
Source: the annotation of a GenBank genome assembly
UAUAAUCAUUCCCAAUGGACUUUUGCUUCUCAAGCUCCCAAUCAAGUCUGUUUUCAGACUCUGCUUCACUACUUCAGGAUGAAGCAAGUGUACAAAAUAACGAAGAGCAAAUUUUAACUUGGCUGAGACCUUCUGAUGAAUCUGCUCAAUUAACUUCGCCUACACUGUUUAAUCAAUUUAUGAAUGAUGAGCAUGAGUUUGAUUCUACAAUCUUCUCGAAAGAUUAUUAUUCUCAUAACUUAUUUGGAGCAGUUCCUUAUCAAGAAUCUGAACUAGAGCGUCAAAUUCAAAAAUCUAAACCUGUCAUUGAAAAUUUGGAUUUGACAGUAAAAGAGAAGUCUGCUCCGAUAAACUAUCAGAGGCCAGACAUCUCCAACAGGAAAAUGUUGAGGCUUGUUAAGAAGUUCUUCAACGAGUUGUUUCUGUUCCAUAACGACAAACUUAGAAACAGACGACUCACCACUGUGCACUCCUCUGUUACUUUGGAAGCUCUCAGGCAGUUGGUCAGAGUGUACAUGCCAGAUGUUUCAGCAGAGUUUAUGGCUGAAUUUCUGUUUAACUUCUUGAACAUACAUUCAAAAGAUUCAUGUCAGUUAGAGUCGGAUGCUGCAGAGCAAGGAUUUCGAGUGUAUCAAUGCUCGUACAAUUACAGAAGACAAGAAUUCAUACUUCUACCUGAAUGUGAGUAUUUCAGAUAUUUGAUAAUAUCUUACAUUAACUUGAAGAACACUUCUUUGUCAUCACUGCUGAGUCUUCGGUUAGAUUAUGUUUGGGAGAAUCAGUUCCAUACAUCUGAAGCAAAGCUGGUUAAAAUCCUGAGCAAGUCAUUAUACAAGAAAGGAGAAGCCCUAGUUGAAGAGAGUCUGCAAAGAACAUAUGAAGAAUGAUAUCAGACAAGAGAAACUAGAACCGAUUAAUAUUAGCUUUCAUCAAUAAAAUUUUUAAGACAA